UUGAGACACUGCUUAUCUGACGGCCGCGCUGGUUAGGCACAGCACAAGGGUACAUUCACUCCACGUGCAUUGCAAUCUCCUGCCGGAGUGCUGACUUCGCCGUUGCUGCCUUCAGCAUCGACUUCCUUCGGAGGAAUGCAAGACAUCACAGUAUAACAAGUGCUGAACAAAGCAACGUGCAGGCCGAGGGCUGUGUUGAUACAAUUUAGGUCACCGGGGCGAACAUUUUGUUUUGUGGCGAGAGAAACACAACAGGGGCGAUCGAUCCAUUUCCAUCGGAUCUGUGGCUAAAGCAUCCAAAUUCAAGGGAGAAUGGCGGACUCGAGCGGCAACAUCAGCCCGAUAGCGGAGUGGUUCAAGGGUCGAAGCCUACUGGUGACUGGGGCCUCCGGAUUCAUGGGUAAGGUGCUGGUGGAGAAGUUGCUGCGGUCCUGCCCAGACAUCGCCACCAUCUACCUGCUGAUGAGACCCAAGAGGGGCAACGACGUGCGCACGCGACUGGAGGAACUUCUCAAUGCCACGAUUUUUGACUGGCUGCGGAAGGAACGCCCAGAGGCUUUGAAAAAAUUGGUGCCGGUGUGUGGGGACAUAUCGCUCAAUGAGUUGGGGCUCAGUCAAGCCGACCAGAAAAUCUUAACCGAAAGCGUGUCUGUCGUCUUCCAUUCUGCGGCCACAGUCAAGUUUGACGAUGCCCUCAAAGUGUCUGUCGGUAUGAAUAUUGUGGGCACAAAGCGCAUUGUACAGUUGUGCCACAAGAUGGUGAAACUAGAGGCUCUUGUCCACGUGUCGACGGCAUAUAGUAACUGCGACAGACAGGACGUAAGCGAGUUGGUGUACCCGCCCCCAGCAGACCCGGAGAAGAUAAUCCAUUGCGUUGACUGGAUGGAAGACGAACUUCUGGAAACCAUCACACCCAAAUUAAUUGGGAACCGUCCCAACACGUACACUUUCACCAAGGCCUUGGCCGAGCAGGUACUAAUGGAGCAAAGUGGCAAUCUACCAGUUGCAAUCGUUAGACCAUCUAUUGUAACUGCUGCAUGGAAGGAGCCCAUUCCUGGUUGGGUGGACAAUCUGAAUGGUCCUACAGGACUCCUAGCUGGAGCAGGGAAAGGCAUCCUCAGGACUAUCCUCUGUUAUCGUGAUAUGGUUGCUGACUUGGUUCCCGUAGAUGUCGCUAUCAACUUGCUCAUAUCUGUGGCGUGGCACACAGCUACAGCCAGGCCCAACAACAUCCUUGUGUACAACUGCACAUCUGGAAAUCUGAAUCCUAUCAGAUGGGGAGAUAUAGAGGACAUUGGACAUGAACAUAUUGUUAAAAAUCCAUUCAGUGAUGUUCUAUGGUACCCAGGAGGAAGUUUCAAGAGCAGUCGGGUUGUAAACAAUAUUUGUGUCAUGGUUUUGCACGUGAUCCCAGCCUACGUCUUUGACAUCUUUGCACGUUUAUCUGGCAAGAAGCCCAUUAUGGUCCGAGUACAGAAGAAGCUACAACAAGCAGCUAAAUGCCUUGAGUUCUUCACAACACACGAGUUUAAAUUUACCAACGAUAAUGUGACACGGCUCAUGACACAUCUACAUCCUCUAGACCGCAAAAUCUUCAACUUCAAUGUUUUGGAGAUUGACUGGAAACCCUACCUAGGACAGUAUGUACUUGGAACACGCAGGUUCAUCCUCAAGGAAGACCCCAGCACAUUUCCUGCAGCUCGCAGCCAUUUGCGCAAAAUGUACUGGGUACAUCGCUUCAGCCAGUUUCUGACAGUGAUGGUUGUGUGGAGGCUCAUUAUGCUCCGGUCUGAGACGGCACGUCAACUAUGGUUUACAAUUUUAAAUCUUGUCUUUCAAAUGACCAAAUAUGUAUCUCGUCUGACCCAGAUGGAGUGAUGUUUGUUACCUUGCAUACAAGUCGGAGAGACGUGAGGUUCUAAUGUAGCCUUACAAAUGAAAUUUCUAGUAAUAUCAGAGUUCCUCUCCAAUGUCUGUCAUGCCCUAAUGGAAUGACCAGAUGAAAAGAGUAGAUGGAAUACAUAAAAAAGAAAAUCAGGCAAAGCAUUCAUGUUAACCAUGUUAGUCUGACAACAUAAAUUAAAAAUCUUGUUUUACUUUCAUGUUUCAGUGGUAGUCUAUGGACUGGAACACAGUAUAAGCGAUCAGACUGGUGACUGUGGUGACCAUAUGCUUCAACUAGCUGACUUGAGUUGGCUAAUGAUGUAUUUAGCUGAUCAAUUCUGCUGUGUACCAGUGCAUGGAGUACCACUGAACCACAAAAGUAAGUUAAGUAAGUAAAAAUUUCAUAACAUAGCUAUCACAGUAAACAUGAAUGCUCUGUCCUCUGGAAUAGAUGAUCCUGUGAAGAAGAAAAUGUUUUAAAAGAUGGGCAGGGUUAAGGAUCAAGUGUCAUAAUGAGACAGCUGAUGAAAAUGUAACCUUUUCCAUGCUGGGUUUCAGCUUACUUUCCUUAGGUUAUAAGGAAAGAUAAGUUUCUAGAAUUAUUUCAUCCAUAUGUCUGUGCUCAUAGUUAACUUUCAGACCAGCUGAUGAAUUUUCAUGAAACUUGGUAUGAACAUAUUACCACUAGGGUCCAUCUCACCUUUAUACUUACUAAUUUCCUAGCAUAAAUAAUACUAACAUGGCUGCCAUAUUAACACCUGAGGUGGGAGCAAUACCAAUAGAACUUAAAGUAAGAUAUUAAAAUUUUGUGUGGUAAAACAGCUCUGAAGUCCUAAAACUAUUGUUUACAUAACUUGUUGAAUCUAAAACAAUAUGGCAACUAAAAUAUAUAAAAUUAUGCAUACAAACAAAACUGUUUACACUUUGAAAAACACUUAGUGCCAAACGUGUUUCGACCUCAAGAGGUCAUCAUCAGCGAGGUCAAAACGUGUUUGGCACUAAGUGCUUUUCAAAGGGUAAACAGUUUUGUUUGUAUGCAUGAUGUUAUAUAUUUUAGAUAAAUAUUCAACACUGCACGGUAUGCAAGGUUUUAAGAAUAUGGCAACUGUGUGAGUCUAAAUUUAGGUUUUGUAUGAUGGUAAGACUAAUAAACUACUGGAGCAAGGCAUGUGAAGCUUUGUGAGAUGAAUAAUAAACAUAUGCAUACCUAAUA
Molecule: messenger RNA, 3097 nt
Organism: Zootermopsis nevadensis
Lineage: Eukaryota; Metazoa; Arthropoda; Insecta; Blattodea; Termopsidae
Product: putative fatty acyl-CoA reductase CG5065
Biological process (GO): long-chain fatty-acyl-CoA metabolic process
Cellular component (GO): peroxisome
Molecular function (GO): alcohol-forming very long-chain fatty acyl-CoA reductase (NADP+) activity
Source: RefSeq, a predicted model, not a curated record